AUGUGCACUUCUGCUGUCGUUGGCCUUUUUUCGCCGAUUGCAGUGGUGGGAAAUGCUUUGGUUUUGACAGCGAUCUUGAGAAAACCUUCUCUCAAAACACCAUCUAACAUUCUCCUGGCGGGAUUGGCUUUCACCGAUUUUGGAACGGGACUUAUCAGUCAGCCUUUAUAUGUUAUAAAUGUACAUAUGGGUAUGGUGUUCAACGUUGUCCUCUUGGAUACGACCACUUGGCCCACGGAGUAUUUAGUUUUGAAAAUAAUUGGUGAUGGCUUAUGUACCUACUUUUUCUUACUAAGUAUUCUGACAAUAACAGUCAUGUCCAUUGAACGAUGGCUGCACAUGUCUCGUCGAUCUUUAGUUACAAUGCGUCGUGUCUGCAUAGCAAUUAUUGUGUUGCUACCCAUACCUAUUCCACUAGUGGUUUAUCAGGUACGAUAUCAGUAUACCAUUGCAGUAAACAUUACAAGUAUGUUAUCAUUGCUCUUUUGCCUGACUGUAACCUCAGUUGCUUACUUCAAAGCUUUUCGAAUAAUUCGCGAACAUCAGCAACAAAUUCACGCCAGCGAAAUAUCUCGAGGAGCUGCUCAACCAAUAAUUAACAUUGCCAAGUACAAGAAAUCUGUAAAAACUAUACUCUAUAUUCUUGCUAUUUUCUAUACUGGUUACUUUUCUGUCACCAUUUCCAUGGGGCUAAUGAUGGUUUUCAAAUACAAUGACGUUAGUUUAUUGGUAUUCAACAUGUCAGUUGUACUGGCAUUUUUGUCUUCUUCAUUAAACCCUGCUCUUUACUUGUGGAGAAUGAAAGAAAUCCGUGAUGAAGUUAAACGGCUUGUUAAUAAAAUAUUAUGUUAAAACAACGAAAUAUAAAACAGGAAACAAAAGAUCCAGGCACAAAGUGGCAGUGAAAAUGCCCAUCAACCACAUCAACACAUCGCCCAGAAUGCCGCGACACAUCAGGCAAUUUUCCGGCUCUCACGCGCGCUAAAGUUGACAGAACUAGUCAGCAAAAUUUGGAAAUUUAACGUCUUCAGGAAAAAGGUUAAGUUUACUAGUUAGCGUUCCAGUAUGGCUUUUGGAUUCGUCCUGUUGAAUCGGACGCAUGCCCCGGCCUCUUAAACUGAACCUUAAUCGGCUGAGGAGACUAGUAGGAACAGUAGCAGGUCGCAAUACACAAGCAAAGUGACAAACAGAAUUUCACAUUCACGUACGUUAAGGGAGCCUGUGUCAUGAAAUUUAUCAAGUGAAUUCAAACAGUGAGAACUGCCAUCAAAUUAACUGAAACAGAAAAAUAAGUUCACUCACUUGGAGAGUUUUACAAAGCUAAGUUCCUCGAUCUACACAAAUCUGCAUAUCAUGCUCAGCCUUAUUCAGUAAUUACCCAUUGGUACGUAUAAUUGAAUGUCAAAAACCUACCAAGAAGUUUUUAAUUAUUACACAUCCAACGCUGCCUUUUCUCCUAUUAUUUAGAUGAGGCAAUAAUGUAGGCUACUUAUAAUGCGGAGAAAAAUCGCUUCUACAGUAGUGGGCCGUGAAUGCCAAUAGGAAAUUUGUCACGAGGCACGUUACACACCGAAUAGGCGACCCCCGACGCCAGCUCUGGUAAACUAAAAUAAACGGAAAACUAGAGGGAAAGAGACAUUUCAAUAUAGAGUAAACGACAAAUGAUUCAGAUAUGCAAAAUUGACCACAGAAGACGCACCCACUAAAUGAAAACUGAAACCGUUCUACAAGAAUUGAUUGUUAAAGUCGAGAACCCGUGGGUCGCGAUCGGUGGUGGAAGAAGGUAGUGGGAAAGACUUUUCUUUAGCUUUGCAGGUUUCAAUAAAGAAGUCUAGAAGGACGAAAAAAGCGAGAGUUUCAUCUUUUGAACUCAUACCAAAACUGCCUUAUAAUAUUAUUGGUCAAACUUUGCACCUGGUACAAUUGUCACAACGCGUUAUAUUUUUUUCAAAACGUGUCUAGACAAAGAUCUACCGAUCUCAAAUCACCGGAGGCUAAGCCUCGCAAAUACUCCGAAGAAGAAAACCACUCCCACGACANAGCUCUGGUAAACUAAAAUAAACGGAAAACUAGAGGGAAAGAGACAUUUCAAUAUAGAGUAAACGACAAAUGAUUCAGAUAUGCAAAAUUGACCACAGAAGACGCACCCACUAAAUGAAAACUGAAACCGUUCUACAAGAAUUGAUUGUUAAAGUCGAGAACCCGUGGGUCGCGAUCGGUGGUGGAAGAAGGUAGUGGGAAAGACUUUUCUUUAGCUUUGCAGGUUUCAAUAAAGAAGUCUAGAAGGACGAAAAAAGCGAGAGUUUCAUCUUUUGAACUCAUACCAAAACUGCCUUAUGAUAUUAUUGGUCAAACUUUGCACCUGGUACAAUUGUCACAACGCGUUAUAUUUUUUUCAAAACGUGUCUAGACAAAGAUCUACCGAUCUCAAAUCACCGGAGGCUAAGCCUCGCAAAUACUCCGAAGAAGAAAACCACUCCCACGACAGCAGGCGUGCCGACGGGAAAAUUGAUCGAAAGCCGGUCUGAAUAGGAAAUGGAAUGAAUGAAUGAAUGAAAUGAAUGGGAAACUACUGAUCGUUUUUUUUAAGGCGUCGCAGUGUUUGCUUUAAACUAAACAGAAUUUGUAUCAAAACAAGGUGUCAGUAUGAAGUCAGUUAGUUAAAAAAUGAAAAGAAAAAACGACGUAGAAAACAGCACAAUGUAACAUUUAGUAUCUUCGCUAUCAUAUUCAACAUCAUGGUGACCUUUUGCACAAAUAAGCAUGAAUUCGAAUGUUUGAUGAGAAAAUUUCACUUUUUUUGUUAAAGCGAACUCAGCGAAAACUUAAGUAACCGAACAGUGAAAGAAGAUAACAUAAUGUCCUACACCGCUGCUGAAUUUACAGAAAAGUAUGACAUAUAUUUCAUUUGUACUUCAAUCAUUGCUGCCGUCUUAACCCCAGUUGCAGUCGUCGGAAAUGCGCUUGUUUUGACGGCAAUUUUGAGGAAUCCACCUACUAACAUACUCUUGGCUACAAUGGCUUUUACUGACUUUGGAACUGGGAUUAUAACUCAGCCCUUUUACGUUGUGCUUAACUUCCGCACUGAGAAAGAUGAUUUUAAAUUGAUCGAUAUGACGACCUAGCCUCGAAUAUAUUCAAUAUUAAAACAAAUGGUUGAUGGCCUUGGUAACUAUCUUGUUAUACUCACGGUUUUAACGAUAACAACCAUGUCAAUUGAACGAUGGUUACACAUGUCUUAUUGAUCUCUGGUUACAGUGCGUCGAGCUUACAUUGCUGUUGUACUGCUAUUACCUCUACCGAUUCCACUAGCAGUGUGCCGUGCACUUUAUCCGUUUAACAUUGUAGUGAAUGUUGCAAGUGCUUUCUUCUUGCUGUUUUGCCUUCUUAUAACCUCAGUGGCUUACUUUAAAGUUUUUCGAAUAAUUCGCGCACAUCAGCAACAAAUCCACUCGAGCGAAUUGGCCCAAAACGGUGCUCGACCAGCAAUCCACAUGGCCAAGUACAGAAAAUCUGUCUUCACCAUUCUCUAUAUUGUUGCCAUAUUCAUUAUUUGCUUCUUGCCCAUGGCCAUUUUUUCCUCGGUUUUAAUGCCAGUUCUCUUAUAUAAAAAAGAAAUGGUGACAUUAUACAACGCCUCAGUAAUUUGGUUAUUUAUUUCUUCCUCGCUUAAUCCUAGCCAUUAUUUGUGGAGAAUGACAUGCACGUAUCCGAAAGUUGUACGACUACUUAGAGCAAUGUCUUGUAAACCCAAGGAAUAUUAAAUUAAAACUGUACAUUUAGCAUAAAUCUUGUAUGGAGCAUAUGCACUUUCCAAAAAGGCAAAGUGACUUAGGAAAUAUUCAUCUCUGACAAAGAUUUAUUUGAGCCCAUUAAUAUUUCAUGGUCACCCAAUUUUGACGAUGGCACUUUCACUGACAAACCUACAUCGAAAACUCACCUCGACACGGCCUGUAAGUAUCUUCAUUGGAGCACCUAAUUUUUAUCAUUUUUGCUUCUAGCUGUUAAUUAAGUUAUUGGAAAAAUUUGAGCGAUGACUUUUUCCUCACACAGACUAUUUCCACAAUAGUGCUGCAGACUGAAUGUAAACAAGUGGUGUCUCCCCAUUUGUUUUGAUUAAGUCUUGUUGUUUACGAAAAUACUUAAACUUCCAGGGUUUAUGAAAACCAAUAAAUCACCGACAACAAAAGGACAUAGAGAUCAAAAGAAGUUCAGGUCUGUUUGUUCAACGAAAGGUUUAUCAUCUGCACGUCACCCAUUGUUUCCUUUACCACUGAGAUCAAAUGCAACUGCGCCAUGAAAGAACACAUUUUCUUGUUCCUUGUAGAAAGAACCAAAGGAGAAAAAAAUAACACCGCCCGAGGACAACUUCAACAAUGCUUUUUUUCCAAAAACAAUCUAGACUCUUCUUUCGAUUUCUUAAUACUUCACUCUGGUGAUAAAGCAAAAAAGAAAAUAAGGUACAAUAACUUACAAGGUCCUUACAGCAACCUUAAAUAACACCUCAGAACUUUUUAAUUUAUAAAGUCACUCAUUGUCGUUUUUUUAAAGGUGGACCAGUGACAGUUCGCUUCUGUUUAAAUUAAUUACUAUCUGCAUACGUUCCGACGUGAUCAUAGUACGAAACAAAAAAACAAAUAUAAAAAAAGUACUCCUAAAAAAAACGAAUGUUCAAAACAAAGUUUAAAUUAAAAUGACGUUUCUAAUAUUGAGGAUGGAAGAUCAUUGGAUAGCAUCUCUUAAGUUGGGAGUUAUUCGCUUGAAACAGAAUUUACAUCUCACCAAGGAGCUAAUGAUUGGUUGAUAAAAAGAAAGGGAAUUACCGUAAAAACCUGAAAAAAAGAAGUUUGCAGAAACAAGACAAAGUUACAAUAUGAAUGACUUCGGAAUCACCAGCAUCAUGUAAGAAGACAAGAUGGAGAACAACUUCUGAACCCUUCAGUAGAAUCAAAGUUUACAUUUAUUUGUUGUUUGACGGCAUUGAGCGAAUUGGUUACACCAAAGUGGGAAAAAUAUAGCAUAGUAUCCUACACCUUUGCUACAAUGACCGAACUCUAUGGCCCAUUACUGCUUUGCAUUUCAAUCAUAGUCCUCGUUUUGUCGCCGGCUGCGGUGGUCGGAAAUGCUCUGGUGUUAACUGCAAUUUUGAAGAAUUCGUCUCUCAGAACACCUUCUUACAUUCUCCUGGCUGGAUUGGCUUUUACUGACUUUGGAACAGGACUUAUUAGUCAGCCCCUUUACGUAAUAAAUGCAAAUGCCUUUAGCAAAGUGGGGAAAGAUUUUAAUACGUUCAAUCGGAGUUCCUCGCCUCGAACUUAUUCAGCAUUAAGAAUGAUGGGCAGUGGUAUUGGCUCCUACUUUGGUGCCCUCACAAUGUUAAUAAUAACAGUCAUGUCAAUUGAGCGAUGGCUACACAUGUCUCGUCGAUCCCUAGUCACAGUGCGUCGUACGUAUAUCGCCACUGCGGUGUUAUUGCUUUUACCUAUUCCGUUUGCAGUGUGCCGUGUACUACUCAGUAAUCCAUCUAACAUUGCAGUGAAUGUUGCAAGUUCUACAUCGUUUAUAUUUUGCCUUGUUAUAACCCCAGUUGCUUACUUCAAAGUUUUCCAAAUAAUUCGCGCACAUCAGCAACAAAUCCACUCAAGCGAAUUUUCCCAAAAUGCUGCUCAACCAGCAAUGCACAUGGCCAAGUACAAGAAAUCCGUCUUCACUAUUCUCUACAUCCUAGCGAUAUUCCUUAUUUGCUACCUGCCCAUGGCCAUUACUUUUGGAUUAAUCCCAGUUCUAAACUAUGAGAAAGAGACGGUGCCUCUUUUACACUUCUCAUUUUUGCUGGUAUUUAUGUCGUCCUCGUUGAAUCCUGCUCUUUAUUUAUGGAGAAUGAAAGACAUUCGAAAUGAAGUGGCACGACUAAUCAAAGCAGUAUUAUGUAAGCAAAACGAAAAUUAA
This is a messenger RNA of Porites evermanni, 5949 nucleotides long. The record is from the annotation of a GenBank genome assembly. Lineage: Eukaryota; Metazoa; Cnidaria; Anthozoa; Scleractinia; Poritidae.